Molecule: messenger RNA, 1296 nt
Organism: Leishmania braziliensis MHOM/BR/75/M2904
Lineage: Eukaryota; Euglenozoa; Kinetoplastea; Trypanosomatida; Trypanosomatidae
Exons: 1
Coding region: 1-1296 (431 amino acids)
Source: RefSeq, a predicted model, not a curated record
AUGCUGCACCGCACUCUCCGCCGACUCGUGCCGAGUGAAGCGAUCGGCAGUGUUCACCCGGAUGUGUUGUGGGGUUAUCAGCAAGGCCAGUACGCUGGUCCUGGUUGGGCCAACUUUAUCAAGUCACUCCCCCUUGAGACGCUCGCGAUGCAGGGCGGUAGCACGAUGGCAAACCUGAACGAUCGCGCUGGCACCUUUGUCGACCCCGAGGACCCGCGUCACCCGCUUGCCCUCAUGCAGUUUGGCAUCAUGGGCAAAAUGGACGGUACGUUUCAUCAGCUGGCCUACGGAGACUUUGGUCGUAUACCGAAGGGGUCGCGGCUGAUGCAGGUUCUCUACGAGAACUACCUCGAACCCUUCUCCAUGAAUAGAGUGUGUGCGCAGCUGUACUUUUAUCAGAAAGUGCCGAACAACUAUCACGCCUCCGUAGACGCGACAGCCGAGUACGUGGGGCAGACGGCGUCGCUGGUUGGCCAGGUAGUGGUCGGUCUUGGUGCCUGUAUCAUGGAGGGUGUAACGAUUCGAGCGGAUACGAACUGCGUCUACAUUGCAGAAGGUGUGCAGAUCUUAGAGAACACAUGCAUCAUGAGCGAUGCACCGACAGAUCUGCUGGCGUACCAGCGUCACGAGCUGCUUAACCCGUACCAGCAGUGGGACGGCAUGGAUGGUGUCACACGCAUCAUGCCAAACACCAUUGUCGAAGCGAACUGCUACCUCGAUAGCUGUUCCAUUGGCUCCUUCAACCGCAUUGGCCACAAUACCAAGAUCAUGAAAGGGGUGACGACGGGCAUCAUGGUGCACAUUAUGCCUGGUAGCGUGGUGACGACUGAUACCAAGAUCGGCGACGGCGAGCUCUGGGGUGGCGCGCCGGCUUGCAAGAUUGGGGAGGUGAGCAAGUUUGAGUACAAACGCCCGUACUAUGCAUCGCUGCUGCAUCGUGAGAGCGUCGCGGAAUCGUACCGCAGCAUGUCUCGCUACGGCGACCAGUUCGUGCAUUAUGUGAAUGCGAUGGGCCAGCUGGAGACGCUCAUGAUUAAGUAUGAGGAUCACGUCACGCCAGGGGUCAAGGCAAAGGUGCGCGAUUUUGAAGAGGGUCGAGAGCCAUUCCACCACACAAUCACCCGCAUUGCGCAAGGGUGGUCACCGGCGAAUCGCCCAGAUGACAAGAACUUUGCCAUGGCUCCGCCUGCGCCGGGUGUGAAAUUGUUUGCCGAGCACAACACGGACUCGUCGCCGAGCGAGUGGAAUGGAUCGUACGCCAACAUCACGAACAUUUUCAACGACUUCCGCUGGUAA